AUGACCAGAAAAAAACGCCAGAAAAAUAAACCUCCGGAUCUCUCCGAUUCUUCUCUGGCCGGCGUUGCCGCUCAGUCAACCCACUCCUCUGUACCAGACAAGACUAUUUCUAGUUCAGAUCUGGUUGAGAAAGUCGAAACCCCCAAUUCAAAAACUCUAGCUACAGAAACUCCUUCUGUACCUAGCGCCCAAAAACAGAGCAAUAUUCCUGCGGAAAGUAAAAAUCAUGCUUCCUCAGACAGAACCUCAUCUCCUCCACCAACGGAGCAGAAAAACCCGGCGGAAAUCUGGAAAGGUUUCGUAAAAAACUCGACUGUAAAACUUCAACCUAAGGAGACUCCAUACUACCUGGAUUCUGGAGAGAGGUGUGUUACAAUACCAAACUCUGUUGUCGAGAAGAACAAAAGAGCAUGGGAAUACUUCAUCCUUGGCCAGUUUUACGAUGAACCACCAGCUCGUGCUGCCGUCCACGCCAUUGUUAAUGGUAUCUGGAGUCGACAAAAGCGAGAUAUAACGGUGAAUAAAAUGGAAGGCAAUGCCUUUCUAUUCCGUGUCCCAGACCCUAAUGCUCGACGUCGGAUACUGAGCCAGAGCCUAUGGCAAAUUGAUGGCCAGACCAUGUUUGUGGCCAAGUGGUCACCUGGAAUUCAGCAAGCAAAACCUGAGCUAGAUAUGGUCCCUGUAUGGCUGGAACUCACUGGAGUUCCUCUCCAGUUCUUCAACGGUGACGCCCUUCAAGAGAUAGCUGGAAUUGUUGGCCAUCCAGUGUGCUUACACCCUUCCACUGAAAAUCUUACCAACAUAGAAGUUGCUAAGGUUUACACUGUGAUUGACCCGCGCAAGCCGCUCCCAGAAUUUGUCAACGCCCGUUUUGAGAGUGGAGACACAAGGAGAAUUGGAGUCUCGAGCCCUUGGCUACCUUCCUUAUGCUCCUACUGCAAGAAAUUUGGUCACACAAUCUUGCGAUGUAAGGCAGCACCAAAAACAUGUACAACUUGCAAUUCAGUUAGACAUGAAACAACUGCUUGUCCGAGAACAAAUCAUGUCUCUCACGGGAAUGAGAAGCGCAAAGGUAAAGCACCUAUAAAAAGCUUAUUGCCCAUCGUCCCUCAGCCAAAUUUGGUAUACAGACAAGUUGGUAUCAAGGCACAGGACAACCCAAUCAUGCCUUCUCAGACAAAUGAUACUCCUCACAAGCAACAAAUUGUCACUCAACCUCCUACUGAUACCCUUGUCCAGCAGCCUGGCACCGGUAAAGUUGCUCAUACGACAACAGUGGAGUAUGAUCUGCGUGAGGGUAGCAUUUACGUUGAUCUAACAUGUUCACCUCGCCCUACAGACAUUGAGAAAUCUAGUAAUGGCUCUUCAUCAUAUACUUCUAUCUCUGGAGACGAAAGUAACUCUGAUGAUAGCAGUGAUCAAUUCAUAGAGGAUAAAUCAUUAUCUAUUAGUAAUAGUAUUCUACCGGGUUGGUCUCUUGAGGGGAACUAUGAUUUCUCCAGCCUCGGGAAGAUAUGGAUAGUCUGGAAGGCUCCUGUCCAAGUCAAAAUUAUCAGGAAAACUCUCCAAAUGGUCUCUUGUUCUGUGAAACUCCCUCAUCAGCAUGAAUUUGGAGUAUCGUUUGUCUACGGCUCAAAUUGUAAAAAAGAAAGAAGAUUACUAUGGGAAGAGAUUGAGGCAGCUGCUUGCUCUCCACCUUACAACAGUCUCCCUUGGUUAGUAAUGGGUGAUUUUAACGAAAUCAUAUAUCCCACAGAACACUCCACUGCUGAUCAGUUCUCUUCUAAAAGGGGAAUGCGAGAUUUCCGCGAUUGUAUUCAGAGAUGUUCGUUGUCUGACCUUCAAUUCUGUGGUAAUAGCUUCACUUGGUCCAACUCUCAUGUAUCCAAAAAAUUGGACAGGAUCUUGUGUAACGAAGAAUGGAUGGAUAAAUACCCGGAGUCUAUUGGAGUCUUUGGUGAUCCCGGAAUUUCAGACCAUAGCUCUUGCUGCGUUUUCUUAGACCAGCACAAACCUCCUCAGAAAAGACCAUUCAAGUUCUUUGCUCACUUAAACAGUCACCCUGAUUUCGAGAAACUCAUAUCCUCUUCCUGGAAUGCUCUGCCAUUUCAUGGGUCGAGACAGCUAUGCGUCUCAAAGAAGAUGAAAGAACUGAAGGGUAUUAUUCGCUCAUUCAGUAAAGAAAAUUUUUCUGGCAUUGAAACUCGAGUGCAAGAAGCUUUUGAUGAUCUUACAAGAUGCCAGCAAGUAACCUUAUCAGCCCCAUCUACUGUAUCCUCAGAAGCUGAGCGCAAAGCACACUUUAAAUGGCUUUGCUUGGCAAAAGCCGAGGAUAAAUUCUUGAGGCAACACUCCAGGAUUCAGUGGAAUGUUGAGGGAGAUGCACCCACAGCUUUCUAUCAUAGAGUCAUAAAGACAAGACAAGCUCAGAACCAUAUCGCUUUCCUUCUGGAUGAUAGUGAUUACGUCAUUGACUCUCUGCCGGAAAUAAAACAGCAUGCUGUAAACUACUUCAAGGAACUCCUAGGCGGCAUGAAUACUCCAACUACUUCUUCGCCAUCUGCUAUUGCAUCGGUGAUACAAGCAAGAUGUUCCAUAGAUGCUAUCGCUUCUCUCUCAGCUCCUUUCUCAGACCAAGAAAUUCAAGGGGCGUUCUUAUCCCUACCAAAGAACAAAUCACCGGGCCCUGAUGGGUAUCCAGCGGAGUUCUUCACAGGUAACUGGAAAUCAGUGGGGCGUGAUAUGAUUGAAGCUGUAAAGGAAUUUCUAACUUCAGGUGAACUCCUUCAACAGUGGAAUGCAACUAUCCUAACUCUUGUUCCAAAAAAGGCAAAUGCCAAUCGUCUGAAAGAGUUUAGGCCAAUAUCAUGUUGCAAUACAGUCUACAAAGUGGCAUCAAAGCUCCUUGCAAACAGACUAAAGGCUCUUCUCCCGUCCCUGGUCUCCAACUCCCAGUCAGCCUUCGUACCGGGCCGUUUAUUGGUUGAGAACGUGCUGUUAGCCACAGAACUUGUAGCAGGUUACAACUGGAAAAAAAUAUCUAAGCGAUGUAUGCUCAAGGUCGAUCUUCAGAAGGCUUUCGACACUUUAGACUGGGAUUUUGUCUUAUUCACGCUAGAAGCUCUGGAUUUCCCUCCAUUUUUCAGAACUCUUAUCAAAAAAUGCUUGACAACGACUCACUUCUCUGUGGCAAUCAACGGAGAGUUAUGUGGAUACUUCAAGGGAACUAGAGGGCUUAGACAAGGUGAUCCGUUAUCUCCCUAUCUCUUUGUCUUGGCUCUGGAAGUGUUUACACAAAUGCUGAAGAGUAAAUAUGAAGAGGGGUCCAUUGGAUAUCACCCGCAUACUUCGACAGUAAAGGUUACUCAUCUAUCUUUUGCUGAUGAUUUAAUGAUAUUCUCGGACGGUACUGUCAACUCUGUCAAAUGCAUUGCGGACACAAUGGAAGCUUUUGCUCAGUGGUCGGGUCUGAGAAUGAAUAGAAGCAAGACGGAAAUGUUUACAGCUGGCUUGAACAAUGUUGAAACCUUAAGCCUCUCCAGCCUUGGUUUCACCAUAGGUUCAAUGCCUAUCCGCUACUUAGGCUUGCCCCUGAUGCAUCGAAAGUUGAGGUUAUCUGAUUACAGGCCAUUGCUCGAAAAGAUCUCAGGUAAUUUUAAUUGCUGGUCUGCCAAGGCUUUGACGUUUGCAGGGCGAAGACAGCUUAUCUCUUCUGUUAUUUAUGGGAUGAUAAACUUUUGGGCAUCAGCUUUCAUUCUCCCAAAAGGUUGCAUAAAAAAAAUUGAAGGUCUAUGCUCUCGCUUCCUGUGGGGUGGCAGUGAAACGAAAAAAUGUAUCUCAAAGGUCUCAUGGAACAUUGUUUGUCUUCCAAAGACUGAAGGGGGUCUUGGCCUGCGAGACAUUGGUAGAUGGAACAAAACAUUAUGUCUGAAGCUGAUAUGGUUCUUGUUCUCAAAUGCUGAUUCACUUUGGGCAGAAUGGACCCGUGAAUACCGUCUGAAAGGAGAAAACUUCUGGACCAUUGACGAAAGCAAGACUACUUCCUCAACAUGGAAAUCAAUUCUUUCUCUACGAGGUCUUGCUUCCCAUUUUCUCAGACCGAAGUUGGGAAACGGCAGGAUCAUAAGCUUCUGGUAUGAUUGUUGGACUCCAUUAGGGCCACUCUUUCACAGAUUUGGGGAUCGCGGGCCAAGAGAGCUCCAAAUCCCAGUAACUGCAACUGUAUCUGAUGCUUGCAACAGAGCAGGAUGGAUUAUCCGGGGUGCCCGUUCUGAGGCAGCUGAGGAACUUCACAUCUACUUGACUUCCCUGCAACUACCUUCGCUAUCUACAACAGAAGACGCAUACGUUUGGGUUGUUGACGGUAAAGAACUCACAGAUUUUUCCUCUACCAAGACAUGGAACGAGGUCAGAAAUAGAGGACAAAUCCAACAAUGGACAAAUAAUAUCUUGUUCAAAGGCCAUGUACCGAAGCAUGCUUUCACUUCUUGGAUAGCACAUCAGGAUCGCCUCCCUACCAGGUCUCGCUUGGCCAGAUGGGGUAUGAACGUAUCACACCUUUGCUGUCUCUGCAACUUGCAAGAGGAAAACAGAGAUCAUCUCUUCCUGCGCUGUGAGAUCAGUGAAGAAAUAUGGGAUUUGGUGAUGCAGAGACUCGGGUAUCAUCCUCUAGCAUUCCACACGUGGACUGCUCUCUCUGAUUGGUUUUCUAUGCGAGAUGCAGUCACAAGCCGAACGCUCAAGCGACUCGUCGCUCAAGCAACAAUAUCAAGCAUCUGGACUGAGAGGAAUAGACGUCUACAUGAUGGUGAAACUCGAAGUCCAGCAGCUAUUUUCAAAAUCCUUGAUCGCUUCAUAAGGGAUACAAUCCUGGGAAAAAGGAAACUAAAGCCCUUUAUCCCACUUAUGCAGCAAUGGCUACGGUUUGAAUAA
Molecule: messenger RNA, 4932 nt
Organism: Brassica napus (rape)
Lineage: Eukaryota; Viridiplantae; Streptophyta; Magnoliopsida; Brassicales; Brassicaceae
Exons: 3
Coding region: 1-4932 (1643 amino acids)
Molecular function (GO): catalytic activity; zinc ion binding; nucleic acid binding
Source: RefSeq, a predicted model, not a curated record